Cladocopium goreaui is the source of this 495-nucleotide messenger RNA. The record is from the annotation of a GenBank genome assembly. Lineage: Eukaryota; Dinophyceae; Suessiales; Symbiodiniaceae.
AUGCUGAGGCUCGCAGACGUUGUUGCAACUCUGUGCACCUUUGAUAUCACGGAGAUCGCUUGCGCCUCACUCCUUUAUGAGAACUUGAAAGCUGAAGAUGCUCGCGUAAAAAGUUUGGUCAAGCGACUCCUGGUGGAGGAUGAGGACCCCGUAGUAGGCCUGGUGGCGCACUCAAUCCUCUUCAAACGGAUGAUGCAACUUUUUUGGCCCAAAGAUCGGCUACGACAGGAGGAAAUUCGGACGGCACUGCGGAAUGGGGCAGCGCAAGACACAGUGGAUCCUUACGAAGACAAGGUGAUGAACUGUGGCACCCUGGUUCUGACCUUCCGGUACCACUCUGGAGGUGCCGAGAUCGUGAAAGCAGUCUUCCUAUUUGAUGGCCACAUGGAGUCUGCUUUAGCCUGCGAUCGUCAAACCCAGGACCCUGAUGAUGUUGACAUCCAAGAGGACAAUGAUCCUUCUCCUCAUUCACCACAUUCACCUGAAUUGCUUUGA